Molecule: messenger RNA, 363 nt
Organism: Meloidogyne enterolobii
Lineage: Eukaryota; Metazoa; Nematoda; Chromadorea; Rhabditida; Meloidogynidae
Source: the annotation of a GenBank genome assembly
AUGUCAGUAGAUACAACAAAAUUAAAAUUAAAUAAAUUUCAAGAUGAUGUCUACAAAUAUUUUAGAGAAGUAUUUCCUGAUAUGGACGUUUUUGAGAUAAAUGAGGUUCAAUUAAAAGGAGAAAAUAAAGAAAAAUGGAGACAAUUUUGUGAACAUUUUAAAGAAACUGUGGAUGAUUACAAUUUUGGAACAAUGUUGAGGAUAAAAGCUGAUGGAAUUUAUAAUGAGGCUAAUACUAUUAUUACACAAAAAGUAAUUUUUCUAGCAAUUGAGGGUGCUCGUAAUAUUGAAGGAAUAAACGAGAAAUUUAAAGAAAAAUACAAAUUAUUAUAUAAUCAAAAUAAUUCUGAUGGAAAGGCUUAA